Messenger RNA from Carassius gibelio (silver crucian carp), 2035 nucleotides. RefSeq names its product proline rich 18 (gene prr18). Bases 156 to 920 code for a protein of 254 amino acids. The transcript has a single exon. Lineage: Eukaryota; Metazoa; Chordata; Actinopteri; Cypriniformes; Cyprinidae. The record is from RefSeq and is a predicted model, not a curated record.
ACCCCGCCCCUUGUCAGUUUAGAAUUAAAAUGCGGAGCGAGAAGGGCUACUGCGUCUAAUACCCAAAGAUCCGGUGGACCGAGGCGGAUGGAACUAUUCCUCACAUCAUUUACGCACAGAUUUCUUCGUUAUUUUGCGCGCCAAUAGCGUUUAAAAUGCCUUUUCCGCCGAUAAACCUGCACUCACGGAUAUCAUCGCCUAGAAAGGAGCUGUUCAGAAAAAAGAAGAGCAGGGACAAUGUCGCGCCUCCUCAAUCCACGUUCAGCCAAAGGACAGGAGACGACAAGGAGUCGGAGAAAGAUAAACUAUCCACAUCGUGGCCAUCGGCCCAUUCAAAGCAGCUGGGACGAAGCAAGCCGAGCAGAGUCCCUCCAGAUCCCGAGACGGACAGCAAACAUUCGUGGUUGAGCGUCCCCAAACCCUUGGCUACCUCAUGCGAAAGCGUCCCACGGUCAAGUUCUGGAGAGUCUAGCCAUAAAUACGCCUCCAGGACCUCUCUAGCGAAAGAAUUAGGCGAGCAAGAGAUCCACUUCUCCCUCAGCCUGACCCCCGAAGCCAUCCUGGUCAUCCAAAAGCGCAAUCUGGAAAAGCAGAUGAUGGCCAAGCAACAGAAGUGCUGCGCUUCCGCCGACUUGCGACACCGGAGGGUUUUCCCGUCCAAGAGAGCUCAGGGCAGCUCCAGUAACAAGAGCUCCGGACCUGUUGCCAAACUGGACGCUUCCAAUGACAUUAGCACCAUCGUGAAGAUCUCCCUCCUCAACGAUCAGUACAAAUAUGAUGAUGUGGAGUACGAGGAGGAGGACGGAGACGUGGACGAGACAGUCAUGAGGAAAUGCAAAGAGUGGCUCAAAGGUGUGGAGAGUGCUGCUGCUUUUGGGAAAGUCGAUAAAUUGUCAUCUUUGCCUCAUCUUAAAUGCUGAUAACCUGAACUACUUCAUUCCACAAAGAAAGAUCCAAAGGUGAAGACUUCAGUUCAACGCGUUCUUGCGUUGAAAAACAGCUGUACGGAGCGCAACGGUGUUUAACUGGACAAACUGUGUUUAACUGGACACACCGUCUUAAAACACAAGGCAAGUGUACAUAGAGCAACUGUAAAAAAAUAAUAAUAAUAAUAAAAAACCCCGCGCAAACGAAAAGAAAGAACAUAUCCUGUGUUCACAUGGGUCUCGCACACAGGGCGCGCGCUCUUGUGUUCGCAAUCACCUGAAAAGCGCAACAAUGGGCUAUUUUGAACGUGACUGUGCGACUUAAAAUCUUGGCACAUAUACGCACAAGGCACUGUAAAAAACGCAGUGUUAACAUACACCAACAAUGAGACCAAAACCGAUCAGAUUUAAUGAAAGAAGGCGUUACAUGUGAACGUGGAACAGAACGCAGAGGCGUUUAAAAAACGGAAUGUUUCCACCUUUACGCGCGCCAUUUAAACUUGAUGGCGCAAGCUGCGAUGUGAUGGCCAAAUAUGGCCAUAUGACGCGGCGAAUAUAAAACAACAAUCCAUAAACAUCUUGGACUGAACGCAAGAGCCUGUCCUUUGCACACUAACACACACACACACACAGCUUUCAUAAUGGACUGACUGGACUGGAAUGUUGCUGUUUUUUUCUGCACUGAGAAAUAUUGCUGAUCACUCAGAGAAUUUUUUGCAGGUUUACUUUACGCAUUGACUGAGAAGCAGUAGUGUUUUUGCACAUUGCUAUUGUUUUCUCUUUGCUGGGCUGAAUGACAGAUGUUUGUUUCAAUCUGUGGAAGUAAUAGCCUACGGAGAAUGAAGAGGGACAGGAUGUGACUGUCGACCAGUGAAAUGCAUCCAGAGGCCAUGGCCCUUCCUUUGUGCCAGAAAACAAUAGCUGUCAAGGGGACACUGUCUGAAAGCCUUAGAACAGACACUUAAUAUCUGAGAAAAGUGUGUGUGUAUUAUGGACUCGAGACAAACCAGCCAUGUACAGUAUUUAUUUUGCAAUGUGGAGGUGUGUUUAUAUGCCGUGUGUUGUUCCAAGUCAUUUUUAAGGGUGCUGACAAUAAAAUCCAAAAGUUA